AUGGCCGAGCUGCUGGGGGAGGAACUGCCAGGAGACCAUUCUGAUCCCGCCGGGUGUGACGCUGGUGAUGCCACUUGUGACGGAGCCGUGGAGGAUGACAUCGCCAUCAUCAUCAUCAUCAUCGGUUCGUUCCUGGCCUGGGUCCUCACUGCUGGGAAGAGGGACUCUACGGGGUCUCGGGGCUCCCAGCCCAGGUGCCCACUCAGGAAGGCGAGCGUGGAGCUGGGCCGGCAGCAACCUGGGCGGCAGAUGCAGCUCUCGGACGGCUCCUGGUCCCAGAGGUGUGACCUGCUCACAGCUCUGGGACGAAGGGGCCCCACAGCAUCCCACGUGGCCUGUCCUGGCCGGUCGGGCCGCGUGCGCAGGGCGAGCACAGCCACUGCUGCGUCAUCCUGGCCAGCCGUGGUGCCUUCUGUGUGGCGACGCGCCCGCCGCGGGAGGCACACGGGGAGGAACAGCAAUGAGCCAAAGCGGGGCCCGGGUGCGCAGCACUCGUCUGUGGCGGUGCUGACCACCGGCCAGGGCCGCGUUCUUCCUCGACCCCUCCCAGUGACUGGCAGAGCAUCUUUCUUCCAUGUCAUCAUCCACUCGAUCACCGCCACCAUCGAUCCUGCCGAGCCCAACAUGAGACUGAAGAACCACCUGGACUUAAUGCCCCCUUCUGACCGUUCUAAGCACGAGCAUGUGAUUGAAGACCAAUAUUGUCACCUGUGCGAGGUCUUCGUGAGCCUGAAAGCAAAACAUUGUAGCUCUUGCAACAAGUGUGAGACAGGCUUUGACCGCCACUGCAAAUGGCUGAGCUACUGCGUGGGCACCAGGAACUGCCGGUUCUUCUUCAGCUUGGUGACCUCGGCCUCGGUCGGCCUGGUCUGCGUCACAGCCGUCCUGCUGUACGUCUUCGUGCAGUUCUACACGGACCCAGACCAGCUCCGCGCGGACCCGGAGUGGACAGAUCUCAGGGGCACCAACACAUGGCUGCGGUUCCUGCCCUUCUUCCCCGUCGCAGUUGAUACGCAUGUCAUGUUAUGCAUCCUCAUUUCCACCGUCCUGCUAGACACUGGCAGCCUCAUCGUCAUCAGGCAUCUACUGAUCUUCUACCUCUACCUGAUGUCCAGGAAGUUGAGCACGUUCGAAUAUAUCACACAGAACCGCAAAGAGCAAUUGGAGAGCAUAGCCGAGACGGAUCCACCAGUGCGCACGGAGGAAGGAACUGACCAGGCACCGCUGUCCCUGCGCCUCAAAGCGACCGUGGACCGCACAGCCCGAGUCGCCCCUUUCGAGGUCCGCGGCUCGCACCUGCACGCCAGGCCCCGCCCGCCUCGGAUCCACCCGCGUUUCUGCUCCCACCAAGGGCUGGUGUUGUUUGAGGACGUGGCUCUGGCCUUCACCUGGGAGGAGCAGCAGGACCCGGAUGAUGCUCAGAGGAUCCUGUACAGGUUUGUGAUGCUGGAGACCUGCAGCAGCCUGGUGUCCUUGGGUAAGUGA
This is a messenger RNA of Propithecus coquereli (Coquerel's sifaka), 1485 nucleotides long. RefSeq lists its product as uncharacterized. Gene Ontology annotation, molecular function: protein-cysteine S-palmitoyltransferase activity. Lineage: Eukaryota; Metazoa; Chordata; Mammalia; Primates; Indriidae. The record is from RefSeq and is a predicted model, not a curated record. Gene Ontology annotation, cellular component: Golgi apparatus; endoplasmic reticulum. The transcript has 11 exons. The coding region runs from base 1 to 1485 and encodes 494 amino acids. Gene Ontology annotation, biological process: protein targeting to membrane; regulation of DNA-templated transcription; peptidyl-L-cysteine S-palmitoylation.